CACCUGAGGGGUCGAAACCCCCUCCGCCCCCCGAACACUUCCAGACCCCACACUUCCCACCGGCGGCAUGCUGUUGAACAGGAUGUCCGCAGAAGACCGCCACCUCACCUCCAGCUGCGGCUCCUUUAUCAAGACCGAGCCAUCCAGCCCCUCCUCCGGCAUCGAUGCCAUCAGCCACCACAGCCCCAGUGGCUCCUCUGACGCCAGCGGGGGCUACGGCCUGGCCAUGGGUGGCCACCCGAACGGCCUGGACUCUCCCCCGCUGUUCGCGGGCGUCGGCCCCUGCCGCAAGCGCUACGACGACUGUGCCGGCGCCAUCACGGACGACUCGCCCACCAAGUGCGAGUAUAUGCUCAACGCCAUUCCCAAGAGGCUGUGCCUGGUGUGUGGGGACAUCGCUUCUGGCUACCACUAUGGAGUGGCAUCUUGCGAGGCCUGCAAAGCCUUCUUCAAGAGGACAAUUCAAGGGAACAUUGAAUAUAGCUGUCCGGCCACGAAUGAGUGCGAGAUCACAAAACGGAGACGCAAGUCCUGCCAGGCAUGCCGCUUCAUGAAAUGUCUCAAAGUGGGAAUGCUGAAGGAAGGAGUGCGCCUGGACCGGGUGCGUGGAGGCCGCCAGAAGUAUAAGAGAAGGCUGGACUCAGAGAGCAGCACUUACCUGACGUUACAGAUCCCUCCUCCAGCUAAAAAGCCACUGACAAAGAUAGUCUCCCACCUGCUGGUGGCAGAGCCAGAGAAGAUCUACGCCAUGCCCGACCCCACCAUGCCUGAGAGCGAUAUCAAAGCCCUGACGACUCUCUGUGACCUGGCUGACCGAGAGCUAGUGGUCAUCAUCGGCUGGGCCAAACACAUCCCAGGGUUCUCAAAUCUCUCCCUGGGAGACCAGAUGAGCCUGCUGCAGAGCGCCUGGAUGGAGAUCCUCAUCCUGGGCAUCGUGUACCGCUCGCUGCCCUACGAGGACAAGCUGGUGUACGCCGAGGACUACAUCAUGGACGAGGACCACUCCCGCCUCACCGGGCUGCUGGACCUCUACUUGGCGAUCCUGCAGCUGGUGCGCCGGUACAAGAAACUCAAGGUGGAGAAGGAGGAGUUUGUGACGCUCAAGGCCCUGGCCCUUGCCAACUCAGACUCCAUGCACAUAGAAGACACGGAGGCCCUGCAGAAACUCCAGGACCUUCUGCACGAGGCCCUCCAGGACUACGAGCUGAGUCAGCGCCACGAGGAACCACGGCGGGCGGGCAAGCUGCUGCUCACCCUGCCCCUGCUGCGACAGACGGCCGCCAAGGCCGUGCAGCAUUUCUACAGCCUCAAGCUGCAGGGCAAGGUGCCCAUGCACAAACUCUUCCUAGAAAUGCUCGAGGCCAAAGCCUGACAGCCCCGGCCCGGGCCCCGAGGAGACACGGACUCUUACUCAGAGGAAUCGCGAGAGCUGCUGGCUUUUAC
This is a messenger RNA of Tachyglossus aculeatus (Australian echidna), 1443 nucleotides long. RefSeq names its product estrogen related receptor beta (gene ESRRB). Bases 68 to 1372 code for a protein of 434 amino acids. The record is from RefSeq and is a predicted model, not a curated record. Gene Ontology annotation, molecular function: zinc ion binding; sequence-specific DNA binding; steroid binding. Gene Ontology annotation, cellular component: nucleus. Gene Ontology annotation, biological process: regulation of DNA-templated transcription. The transcript is spliced from 7 exons. Lineage: Eukaryota; Metazoa; Chordata; Mammalia; Monotremata; Tachyglossidae.